Molecule: messenger RNA, 1018 nt
Organism: Caenorhabditis auriculariae
Lineage: Eukaryota; Metazoa; Nematoda; Chromadorea; Rhabditida; Rhabditidae
Source: the annotation of a GenBank genome assembly
AUGGCCAACGUCGUGAUGGUAGUACAGAAGCCGGCGGACUCCAAGUGGUGCGGGGUGUAUCCGCCGAAGAUCGGCCUCUACGUCUACUUGUUCGUCGGACUGCUCCUAACGAUCGCCAGCUUCACGCAAGGCUACGUCAUCAUGCCGUCUCUGAUGGUGCUGAUGACCCUCGUCGAGGUCUACGCCAUCUACCGCGACCACGCCUGUCUUCUGCUCUUCUUCCUCAUCAUGAACACCAUCUCCGUCGUCAUCCUCUGCGGGUUCUCCGUCUUCGCCUUCCUGCUUCUCUUCGUUCUGACCGGUGUCGCCAGCGUCAAGAGGUUUGUUCUAUUAUUUCCAACAGAUCUCUCCAGGAACCUUGGAGUGACCCCUAGUGAACUGUACUUUUGACAGAAACCUCUAGGGACUCUAGUAGCUUUAACGUGAUUAUUAGGGAACUAUUAUUUCCAACAUAACCCUCCAGGAACCUUGAAGUGAUCCUUAACAAACUAUAUUCCCAACCGAAACCUCUAGGAACCUCCAAGAACCCAAAAAAGGAUCCCUAAUGAACUAUACUUUCAACAGAACCCUAUAUAAACUUCCAGGAACCUUAAAGAGAUUCUUAACAAACUAUAUUUCUAACAGAACCCUCCAGGAACCUCAAAGGGAUCCCUAGUGAACUGUUAAACGAGGUAACGACUUUACGCGCGAAAUCGCAAAUUUUAAAUUACUUGGGCGUUUAUAACGAAAAUUUUAAAUGAGCGCGUGAAAGUCACGAUAUCGUUGUAGGACCCGAUUCUUCUAACAACUUUCUAGAUUUUUUAUUUUCAUAAUACAUUGCAGAGGUGACCAAAAAGGCGAUGUCUCGCCCUUCGAAGUGACGGGUCCCCUUCUCGUCCUCCAGCUCCUUCUUCUGGCGAUGGUGAUCCACCAAUGGCUGCUCACCCUCUGGGUCUACCGCCACGCCAGCAACAAGAAGAAGUUCAUCGCCUACACCGCCGCCCCCGCCGUCGGACAGGUCGUCGUCGAAACUGCCUGA